This is a messenger RNA of Condylostylus longicornis, 1488 nucleotides long. Its product is annotated as craniofacial development protein 2-like. Lineage: Eukaryota; Metazoa; Arthropoda; Insecta; Diptera; Dolichopodidae. Gene Ontology annotation, biological process: chromatin remodeling. Gene Ontology annotation, molecular function: catalytic activity. Gene Ontology annotation, cellular component: nucleus. The record is from RefSeq and is a predicted model, not a curated record. The transcript is spliced from 2 exons. The coding region runs from base 1 to 1488 and encodes 495 amino acids.
AUGAGGAAGGCAACGGGAAACCACCUCAUCAGUUCUUUCCCUAGUAUAAUAUCAUCGAAAAAUAGUUACAACAUCGAGCAACACGCAAACGCCGUUAAUUUGAAUAACAGCACAAACAGCAAGUCAUUGAACAAUGUAGCAGCAAUCUACAAAAAUAAUGAAAUUAGAAUAGCUACCUGGAAUGUUAGGGGUUUGUUACAAGCUGGAAAAGUUGAAAACCUUGAACAAGAGAAGAAGAGAAUGGAGAUAGACGUCCUUGGAAUAAGUGAAACUCACUGGAUUGAUUGUAGUGAAUUUAACACCUCAGAAAAUUUUGUUAUAUAUUCUGGUUCUACACAUAGUAACAAUCACAGAAAUGGAGUAGGUUUUUUUGUCUCAUCAAAACUGAAAGCAAUGAUAACUACAUCGAUUCAAACAUCAGACAGAAUUAUGCUCAUUCAACUUAAGGCCAAAAAUAACAUGUUGAAUCUUAUUCAGGUUUACGCGCCAACUUCUGAUAGCACCAUCGAUGAGUGUAAUGAAUUUUAUAACGAGUUAGAAGCUACGCUUAGUAUUUUGAAAAAAGAAGAUACAACAAUCAUUAUGGGGGACUUUAAUGCAAAAGUUGGAAGCGGUGAAGUUGAAAAUACUGUUGGAAAAUUUGGUCUUGGUAAGAGAAACGAACGUGGCGACAAGUUGGUAGAAUUCAGUAUUGAUAAUGAUUUUGUAAUAACCAAUACCUGGUUCAAAUUACCACCCAGAAGAUUAUACACAUGGACAUCACCUAAAAGUUCUUCAAAGUCAAUAAUAAAAAACCAAAUAGACUAUAUUUUGGUCAACAGACGAUUUAGAAACGCCAUCAAAAAUGCUAAAACCUACCCUGGAGCAGAUGUUAAUUCGGAUCACAAUCCAGUGGUUGCCAAUCUGAAAAUAGUAUUCAAAAAAUGUCCCAAAAAAAGUGACAAUGUCAAGCUGAAUCUCCAUCGUCUAAAUAAUCCGGAUGUGAGAAAAACCUAUGCCGAAAAGCUCAAUAGUGACUUGUAUUCAAAUAGGUUUACUAUCAAUAGCCAAGUGAAUGUGGAUGAUCAGUGUAGCCAAUUCAAAAGACCUUUUAAUAGUGUAUUAUCCGAUUUAUCAAAAAGAGAAACAUAUAAAGCCAGGAAAGCUUGGAUGUCUGAAGAAAUUCUCCGGUUAAUGGAGAAAAGAAGAAAAUAUAAGGCAAUUGAUGAAUUAGCGAAACAAAAAUAUUGGGAGAUGCAAUGUACUGAGAUAGAAAACUUAGACAAGCAGCACAACCUCUUGCAACUUCACAAAAAAAUAAAACAGGUCACACGGAUUAGUAAGAAGAAUAAUUGUGGAAAUCUAAAAGAUAAAAAUGGAUCUAUAAUAUUUGACCCCGAAGACAGGCUCAAAAGAUGGGAAGAGUAUGUGGAGGAUCUAUUUGAUGACGUUAGAGUUUGUACACCAGAUCCAUUGGAAGCAAGUGGUCCAGUUAUAAUUAAGUCUUAA